Molecule: messenger RNA, 1960 nt
Organism: Eremomyces bilateralis CBS 781.70
Lineage: Eukaryota; Fungi; Ascomycota; Dothideomycetes; Eremomycetales; Eremomycetaceae
Product: endoplasmic oxidoreductin
Exons: 3
Coding region: 15-1859 (614 amino acids)
Biological process (GO): protein folding in endoplasmic reticulum
Cellular component (GO): endoplasmic reticulum; endoplasmic reticulum membrane
Molecular function (GO): thiol oxidase activity; FAD binding; protein-disulfide reductase activity
Source: RefSeq, a predicted model, not a curated record
UCGUGUCUGCAAGUAUGAAGUCCGCAGCAAGGGUAUUUUACCUGGCGGUAUUCACCUUGUUAGGCUCUACACAUGCUGGCGAGGACGCAAGAGGCACACCGUCCUCCAGCGUGACGGAUCCCAGCCCAAAUGUCUGCGCGUUCGAACCAGGCGCAGUGGUAUCAGAUGCCUGUGCCACUUAUUCCACCUUAGAGAACCUCAAUUCGAUCCUUCAACCCUACGUCCAAUCGAUCACGCAGAAUACCGACUUCUUCUCCUACUACCGAGUAAACCUGUAUAACAAGAAAUGCCCCUUCUGGUCCGAAGAAAAUGAGAUGUGCGGGAAUAUAGCCUGCGCUGUGAAUACGCUAGACAAUGAGGAAGACAUCCCGUUGGUAUGGAGAGCAAGUGAGCUGGGGAAGUUGGAGGGUCCUAAGGCCACUCAUCCAGGCAGGAGAGAGCAGGGGGCGCGAGAGUCAGAUCGUCCUCUACAGGGCGAGCUAGGGGAAAGUGUGGAAGAAACAUGUGUCUUAGAGUCGGACGACGAAUGCGACGAACGAGACUACUGCAUCCCGGAAGACGAACGAGCUUCCUCCAAGGGCGACUACGUCAGCUUGGUGGAUAACCCCGAGCGAUUCACAGGCUAUGCCGGAGUGGGGGCUCAGCAGGUGUGGGAAACCAUAUAUGGUGAAAACUGCUUCACGAAAGAACCCGCUGAGGUUGGAAUCAGCGAAGAGUCCAGUACUUGGGAAGGCAGCCUCUUCCAAGCUCAAGCGGCCCGCGAUCUCCGGAGCGUGCUACAUGAGCAAGGCGUGCAGCAACAAGUCCAAAACGCAAUCGCCAAGGGGAAAGCCACCUCCCAGCUCGACGGACUCGAGUUCGAGGAUUCCUGCAUCGAAAAGCGAGUCUUCUACCGCGUUGUCAGCGGCAUGCACACCUCCAUCACCGCGCACAUCUGCGCCGACUACCUCAACCAAACGACCGGGCAAUGGGGCCCGAACCUCGAAUGCUAUCUCGCCCGUCUCCAUGACUACCCGGAGCGCCUCUCCAACAUGUACUUCAACUACGCCCUCCUCCUCCGCGCCACCUCGAAGCUUCGCAAUCACGUCACGAACUACAAAUACUGCUCCGCCGACCCCGAGCAAGAUCGCCUGACGAAACGCCUCGUCCUGAGCCUCGCGGACGCGAUCCCGUCCGGCCACGAGAUCUUCGACGAGACCGUCAUGUUCCAGUCCCCCGACGCCGUCGGGCUCAAGGAAGAUUUCCGCAACCGGUUCCGCAACAUCAGCCGCAUCAUGGACUGUGUCGGCUGCGACAAGUGCCGACUGUGGGGCAAACUUCAGACGGCCGGCUACGGCACCGCGCUGAAGGUUUUGUUCGAAUUCGACGAGAACGACCCGAGCAAAGACCCGCCACUCCGGAGAACGGAGCUGGUAGCGCUGGUGAAUACGCUGGGGAGGGUGAGUAGGAGUUUGCAUGCGGUGCAGCAGUUUCGACAUAUGCUCGAGGAGCGGGUGGGCAGGCCGGUGGUGCAGAAUAAGACGCAUCGAGAGCGGGUUGAGGAGUCGAAGAGUAGCGGAUCGCCGGCAACGAGAAAGAAAGGAGAAAAGGUGGACGAUGAUGGAUAUCCAGACUUUUCGAGGCGCCCAAGCAAAGGGUUGACGACCAUAGAGAUAUUCUGGGAGGAAGUGGAUUUGGUGUGGCGAGCAUAUAAGUUCGUGCUGAAGAGCUGGAUUGCGUUCCCUGGCCGAUUAUGGAAUAUCAUCAUCCUUGAAUCGAGUCGGCUCUGGGACUUUUGGCUCGGAUUGCCGAUCACGAGGCGGAGCUGGCAGUUCAAAUUCCCUGGAAGAGAUGCUUUAUAUGAGAGAGACGAGAUAUAGAUACGCUGCAUUGUAUUCUGUUCUAUAAUUCCCACAAUAGGUGGUAGAUAAGCAUGGAUGGCGUAUCAUGGGAUAUUUCGGGUGCCAUACUUUGUCUACGG